ACCAACUCAGAAAGAUAAGUAAGAAGCACAAAUUCAUUCAAACCAUGAAAUCAUCCCAUGCAUCUCUCGUCUUCAUACUAUUGCUCUCUCUAUUUGCUCUACAUCAAUGUGUGAGGUUACAAAGAUCGAACAAAAUCGAUAUGUCUGUAUGCGUCCAUGACAUUUGCGGCGGUGUUUUCGACGGAGGCUGUUAUUGCUGUCCCAAAACGCCAGCUCUUUGCUGGGCAGACAACCAAUUCUGCACCACCUAUUGUCACGCUCAAAGUUAAAACCUUAAAUAAACUGAUCUGGAGCUAGUUGUCCCAUUUCAAAUCUAUAGCUAACCUAUUGUCAUCUAUGUUUGCAUCUGUUUGGCAACAAGAAUAAGAGAUACUCCUAAUUUCACAUAUUGGGUCCAAGUCACAUUGCCCCCUUCUUGAGGUUUAAAGAUCUUGUGAAAGGAUGUUGAGGUGGAAUCGUAGUCAUUAUGUGUUUCCUUAGUUUAUAAGUAAUAUACCAUAAUAUUUGUU
Molecule: messenger RNA, 509 nt
Organism: Arabidopsis arenosa
Lineage: Eukaryota; Viridiplantae; Streptophyta; Magnoliopsida; Brassicales; Brassicaceae
Source: the annotation of a GenBank genome assembly